CAGUAAGCGAGCUUUUUAAGCAGCUCAAGGAUGUCUCUCUUAUGAAAACUGUCUUGUUUCCCAUCGUCAAUUAAAUUAAACACCGGAUCGAAAUGGCCAGGAAAAAGAAUCGCAGCACCAGCUCAGAAUCGGCAAGCUCAACCAGCGGGUGACACUGAUCAGUCCUCUGCCGUUUCCACCAGAAGCCGUGCCCGUUCCCGUGCUGCUUCCACUGACCGGGACUCCCCCCAGAAGCCUUCUAUCCCUACACAGGCUCCCAAAGGGGGGAAGGAACCCCCUCCUGCCAAACCCCCACAGACCCGUCCCCACACCAGGUAGCCUGUGGGUUGCACCU
Messenger RNA from Penaeus monodon (black tiger shrimp), 334 nucleotides. RefSeq lists its product as uncharacterized. Lineage: Eukaryota; Metazoa; Arthropoda; Malacostraca; Decapoda; Penaeidae. The record is from RefSeq and is a predicted model, not a curated record.